Messenger RNA from Rhodotorula graminis WP1, 1530 nucleotides. RefSeq lists its product as uncharacterized. The record is from RefSeq and is a predicted model, not a curated record. Lineage: Eukaryota; Fungi; Basidiomycota; Microbotryomycetes; Sporidiobolales; Sporidiobolaceae. Gene Ontology annotation, molecular function: chromatin binding; histone binding. Gene Ontology annotation, biological process: nucleosome assembly. The transcript has 8 exons. Gene Ontology annotation, cellular component: nucleus; chromatin. Bases 1 to 1530 code for a protein of 509 amino acids.
AUGGCUCAGAACAUGCCCACCGACCCGACUCGCCUCGGCCCCGAGGGCACCGUCGCCCCGACGCCUCAGAACACGCCUGCGGUCCACACCCUCACCGGCAGCAUGAUCUCGCGCCCGCAGAUCCCGCCCACGCUCGGCGAGGAGGACGAGGGUACCGAGACCAUCGGCUCGCGCGACGCCCAGGGCCUCGGUGCGCUCGCCAACAACCCGGCAUUCGCCCAGCUCGUCCAGGGCCGCCUGUCGGGCCUCAUCGGCCGCUCGUCGGGUUACGUCGAGUCGCUCCCGACCGCGGUUCAGUACCGCCUCACGGCGCUCAAGGGCGUCCAGCGCGACCACGCCGUCCUCGAGGCCGAGUUCCAGAAGGAAAUCUUUGAACUUGAGAAGCGGUUCGCGGACCGCUACAAGCCCCUGUACGACCGCCGUCGCGCCAUCAUCGAGGGCUCGGCCGAGCCCAUGGACGACGAGGUCAAGAAGGGCGUCGAGGCCGAGGAGGAGGAGGGCGAGUCGGACUUUGAAGACGAGGACGACGACGAGGCGGCGGCUGACAAGCCCGCGCGUGGCGUCAAGCCGACCGACGCCGAGCUCGCCGAGGCGCCCAAGGGCGUCCCGGAAUUCUGGCUCACCGCCCUGAAGAACCACCUCGGCCUGUCGGAGCUCAUCACCGAGCGCGACGAGGAGGCCCUCAAGCACCUCGUCGACGUCCGCGUCGCGUACCCGGCCGACAAGAGCGGCUUCACCCUCGUCUUCGAGUUCUCGGCCGGCGCGCAAGAGUUCUUCGCCAACACGACGCUCGAGAAGACGUACCUGUACCAGGACGAGGUCGGGUACGAGGGCGACUUUGUCUACGACCACGCCGAGGGCACCAAGAUCGAGUGGAAGGAGGGCAAGGACCUCACGACCCGCAUCGAGACCAAGAAGCAGCGCAACAAGAACACCAACCAGACCCGCAUCGUCAAGAAGGUGGUCCCGACCGACUCGUUCUUCUCGUUCUUCUCGCCGCCGGCGCCGCCCUCGGCCGACGACGACGACGACGCCUCGAUCGCGAGCGACCUCGACGAGAAGCUCGAGCUCGACUACCAGAUCGGCGAGGACCUCAAGGAGCGUGUCAUCCCGAGGGCAAUCGACUACUUCACUGGUCGUGCGCUGUUGCACGAGCGCGGCGCGUUCGACGGCGACGAGUCGGACGACUACGACGACGAGUUUGACGAGGAGGAUGAGGACGACAGCGGCGGCGGCGCGUCGAGCCGAGCGCUCGUCGUCAUCGCCUCGCCCCUCGACCCUUCUCGAUCUUCCUUCCACACCAACCAGACCCGCAUCGUCAAGAAGGUGGUCCCGACCGACUCGUUCUUCUCGUUCUUCUCGCCGCCGGCGCCGCCCUCGGCCGACGACGACGACGACGCCUCGAUCGCGAGCGACCUCGACGAGAAGCUCGAGCUCGACUACCAGAUCGGCGAGGACCUCAAGGAGCGUGUCAUCCCGAGGGCAAUCGACUACUUCACUGGUCUCGGACGACUACGACGACGAGUUUGA